GCAGGCUUUUACCUCAAGCUCAAACUCUUAACUCACACACACCAACACCCUCUCCCUCUCCCCCUCUAUAAAUUACGUUUUCAUUCCCAUAUUUACAUUCCUUUAUUUUCUACAACCCCUUAAUAAAACUAUAAUUUUUAUGAGUUUUUUACCUUUCCUUUUUUGUGGUUUCAUGCUCUCUCUCUCCGCACAAAGCUCAUAUACAAUACAGCACUACUACACAUGUAUCAGUUGACAAGAAUUGUUGAGGGAUAGAAGGGUAGUGGGAAAGAAGAUUUGAGUGGUCUUUGAAGGGUGAUAGAUUGGAUAAUUGAGGGAAAAGAAGAAGAUGAGGAUUGUGAGGACCGUUGAUUCUUCUGAAUGCCCAAGUUUGUGUGGAUUCUUGGUUGUGGAAGCUUAUCCCAAAAGGUAUUCUUCCAAGAUCCCCUCUGAUUUGGUCCUUUUCUUGGGCCUUGGCUUCAUAGAUUGGUAAUAUUGUCACAACUGGUAUUUUCUAUAUAUCCACGCAAUAGAGAUAUAGGAAUAUUGGAGUUUUAGCUACAAAGUUUGUGGUUUUUUUGUUUCAUAUUUACUGAAUAAAUAGCAGGAGGGGAUACAGAUUUUGUGCUUCUUUCUUUUAGGAAAAUUCCCAUUUGCGACUUAUGGAUUUGAUGGGUCUGAUUCAAUGUCUGCCACCUGCCUUUGGAGGGUUCAAGGAGAUUCUUGGGUUUGGGGUAGAUGUAGUCUUCAUCUGACUUUUUCUUGUUUCUCUUAUUUUUAGUUUAGGGUAUAGAUCUUAUUGCUUUUAGUUUCUUUGGAUUAGGUUUGCUUCUUUCUUGUUCGUGGUGUUCUUCAUCAUCUUUGUUCCUGUUUCUGUUUUAAUAGUUUGGGGAAAACAAUUGGGGUAUAUGAAUUUUGAUUUUUUCUCCUGGGGUUUGGGAUUUAGCUUAAUCUGUGUGAAUUGUGGAAAAGUACUUUAGAGAUGAAUAAGUUUAGGGCUUUAAUGGAGGUGGGAGUUUGCAGCUGGGAUUGACAUGUUGGAGUUGAUUAUAAAGAUUGGUUCUCUCUCAAAAUGGUAAUUGGGGUGAAAUUAACUGGCCCGACGUCGGAAAUUACCCUCAGAAGAAGGGGUACUUUUUGAGAUGGGAGAUACUCUUCUGACUGCUCUGUCAAUGGAGAAUCAUCACCCUUCAACCAUCUUGUCCAUGGAUUCCAGUGCCUCAUCCUCACACGAAGAAAUAGACCUCGAGAUGAAUCGCCAAGUUAUUUUGACGCGUCCACCAGAUAUCAAUCUACCCCUUUCAGCCGAACGAAGCCCUCCUCCACAGCCUUGGAGCACGGAACAUUGUGAUAUUCUUGAUGUUGGACUGGGUACUCAAAUAUACGAGACAGAAAGUUUUCUUAGUGUUCCCAAGGUUGGAAGAAAAUGCGCGAAAAGGAUUGAUAGCAUCUGGGGUGCUUGGUUCUUCUUCAGCUUUUACUUUAAGCCAGUUCUAAAUGAGAAAUCAAAGGCAAAAAUAAUACGUGAUAGUAAUGGAGUUUCUGGGUUUGAUAAAUCUGACCUGCAGCUUGACACGUUCAUGGUUCAACAUGAUAUGGAGAAUAUGUACAUGUGGGUUUUCAAGGAAAGGCCGGAGAAUGCUCUCGGUAAGAUGCAGCUCCGGAGUUAUAUGAAUGGGCAUUCUCGUCAAGGAGAGCGUCCCUUCCCUUUCAGCGUCGAUAAAGGCUUUGUUCGUUCUCACAGAAUGCAGCGGAAACAUUACAGGGGACUCUCGAACCCUCAGUGUGUUCAUGGAAUUGAAGUGGUUCCAUCCCCCAAUCUUAUGGGUCUGGAUGAAGAUGAUAGAAAAAGAUGGACAGAACUCACUGGGAGGGACCUGAACUUCACCAUUCCACCUGAAGCUAGUGAUUAUAGUUCAUGGAGAAAUCUGCCAAACACUGAGUUUGAACUUGAAAGGCCGCCACCUCCAGUGAAGGGUAAUCCACAUUCCCACUCGAAGAAGUUGCUCAAUGGAUCUGUGCUGAAUCUAUCGACUCAGCUGACCAAUCAUAGCAAUGGGGAUGUGCUGGAUCUAUCUCCUGUCAGCAACAAAAGGAAGAAAGAUUUCUUCUCACAGGGGAAUGAGGAUGACUGUUGUUUGGCGGUGAAUGCUCCUGAUCGAGUCCCUGAUUUGGAAGUUCACCCAAAUGAGCCACACUGGUUGAACGAAUUCAAUGGGGUGCUGAGGAACGUUUAUGGUCCUGUUACUGCUGCCAAAACAAUCUAUGAAGACAAUGAAGGUUAUCUGAUUGUAAUCAGCUUGCCAUUUGUAGAUCUUCAGAGGGUGAAAGUUUCCUGGAGGAAUACUCUCACGCACGGGAUCAUCAAGGUAUCUUGCAUAAGUACAUCUGGGACACCAUUUAUUAAGCGACACAACAGGACUUUUAAGCUUACAGAUCCGUCUCCAGAGCACUGCCCACCAGGAGAAUUUGUCCGAGAGAUCCCCCUCUCAACACGCAUCCCUGAAGAUGCUAAGAUAGAAGCAUAUUAUGAUGGCCCAGGGACAGUGCUGGAGAUAUUGGUGCCUAAAUUGCGAGAGGGACCGGAAGAACAUGAAGUUCGCGUGUGUCUUCGUCCUCACCAUGGGGGUAACGAUCUUAUGUUGACCUAAAUAGACUUGGUGAAAUGCAAGAUGGUUGUUAUGGAUGGUUUUUCGUUGCUCACUGACAUUUGUGCCUCACGGAAUUUGCAUGUGGCAUUGUUGUGUUGUACUUUAGAAAAGCUCUGAAGUGCUGUGGUUUUUGGCUCCCAUGCAUCUCACUAGCUUUAGUUGUAACAGUUAUAUGUCCAUGGAAACUAUAUUUGAAUUAUCAGUUGAUUGGCCUCUUUCAAUUUCUUUUA
Molecule: messenger RNA, 2860 nt
Organism: Sesamum indicum (sesame)
Lineage: Eukaryota; Viridiplantae; Streptophyta; Magnoliopsida; Lamiales; Pedaliaceae
Source: RefSeq, a predicted model, not a curated record